Molecule: messenger RNA, 1125 nt
Organism: Ylistrum balloti
Lineage: Eukaryota; Metazoa; Mollusca; Bivalvia; Pectinida; Pectinidae
Product: tripartite motif-containing protein 10-like
Exons: 2
Coding region: 95-697 (200 amino acids)
Molecular function (GO): metal ion binding
Source: RefSeq, a predicted model, not a curated record
UGUUCACUCUCGUUACGGUGUAUUAAGACGGGUCGUCUCUAUUGAUCUUUAAAAUUCUGACAUUUUUGGUGGUGCAUGAAUUGAUCCGGAGACCAUGACUAGCCCGCUUAUCAACGGCUGCGUGGAAGUAUUGGCAGACAUGUGUCAUCUCUGUCAGGAAGACAUAUUCCGCCCACGAGCUCUUCCGUGUUCCCACAGAUUUUGUCUGGAAUGCCUCGACUCCUACAUCUUUCGGAAAACCUCUGACACAUCUGUCGCCUUUACAUGUCCAGAGUGCGAUCGAGUUACAAGGCCAGUUCGUCCAGAUUCUGAACGCGGCUACUGGGCCGAGGAAUUCCCAGAAACAAAUGUCCAAAAGGACAGGGGUCUUGAUUCAGAAAUCCCCAUGUGUCUGCCGUGUAAGAAUAAAGGUUAUGAUGUUACAGCAUCGGACUGGUGUCGGAACUGUAAGGUUUUGUUCUGCGCCUACUGCAGAAAGUUUCACGACUCCAUACACAGGCGUCACGUGGUGUUUGAUGUGCGAGAAUACCAGCGUAGACAGGCUUUCUUCAGAGGCAGAUCAUUUAUAUCCAAGAAAAAGGAAACUAAAAACUUUGUUUGCAACUUUCGAUUCGUUCGUUCAUGUAGCUUGACCCGAUUAUUUCCAACAGCUUCCAUUGUUGGGAAAGGUGUGAGGUUUGAGUCUGUUGAUCGUUAACGCUACCAUACUGCGAAAAUUUCCAUUAAACAUGACUUGAUCCUCCGUAACUCAAAUGAUAAACAAAGAUUAAGAGCAAAGGGACCUGUUUAGUGUCAGUUAAUGAUACAAAGUUUUAGCGCGCAAUAAUCUAAAACUGAAAAUGUUGAUUUGUUCUAUGGUGAGGUCGUUAGAUAAUAAUUCUGACCUCAGAUGCACGGCUAAAGAAAGCUUACCCGAACGUCAGUACAGAGUGAGGAAGCUUUAUUCAGUACUCAUAUUUAUUUCAUCUAAAUUUGUUAUAGGGCCGAGUCCAGUCGACGGAGUAUUGGAUUUGGCAAUGUCAUGUGAAGAUCCGCGUUAUGUGGUUCGAUAUUUCCUCGGGAAGGUCUGUAUCUCGGGUGCAGAUCCGCGUUAUGUGGUUCGGUAUUUCCUCGGGAAGGUCUGGA